Messenger RNA from Arabis nemorensis, 906 nucleotides. The record is from the annotation of a GenBank genome assembly. NCBI's taxonomy places the organism in Eukaryota, Viridiplantae, Streptophyta, Magnoliopsida, Brassicales, Brassicaceae.
AUGGCGGCCACGAGAGUGAUUACUGCAGCGGCGGCUGCAACCCAAACCACUUCGUGUUUCCUCGCCAAAAGAGCUUUCUUUUCACCGGCGAAGAAAUCCUGCGGCGGCGGAUUUAGAGGUCUCUGUUUCAAUAGAAGAGAUUUGGUGUUGAAAUCAAAGAGACCCUUUUCGUGCAGUGCCAUUUACAAUCCUCAGGUUAAAGUUAAAGAAGAAGGUCAACCUGAAUCCCUAGAUUAUCGGGUUUUCUUCCUCGAUGGUUCCGGAAAGAAGAUUUCUCCAUGGCAUGAUAUACCAUUGACUUUAGGAGAUGGAGUUUUCAACUUUAUAGUUGAAAUACCUAAAGAAUCAAAAGCAAAAAUGGAGGUUGCUACUGAUGAAGAUUUCACUCCUAUUAAGCAAGACACAAAGAAGGGAAAGCUCAGAUAUUAUCCGUACAACAUAAACUGGAACUAUGGGUUGCUUCCACAGACAUGGGAAGAUCCAUCUCUGGCUAACUCCGAAGUUGAAGGAGCUUUCGGAGAUAACGAUCCAGUUGAUGUUGUUGAGAUUGGUGAAGCCCAAAGGAAGAUAGGUGAGGUACUAAAGAUCAAGCCUUUAGCUGCUUUAGCUAUGAUUGAUGAAGGAGAGCUAGACUGGAAGAUUGUUGCUAUUUCUUUGGAUGACCCAAAAGCUCAUCUUGUGAAUGAUGUUGACGAUGUUGAGAAACAUUUCCCGGGUACACUAACAGCGAUUAGAGACUGGUUUAGAGACUACAAGAUUCCAGAUGGAAAACCUGCGAACAGAUUCGCUCUUGGAGACAAACCAGUAAACAAAGAUUAUGCUUUGAAGAUCAUCCAUGAAACAAAUGAAUCAUGGGCUAAACUUGUGAAGAGAUCAGUUGAUGCUGGAGACCUUUCACUUUUCUAA